Messenger RNA from Neodiprion fabricii, 4436 nucleotides. It is a transcript of the gene sit, whose product is annotated as elongation of very long chain fatty acids protein AAEL008004. Gene Ontology annotation, biological process: sphingolipid biosynthetic process; fatty acid elongation, polyunsaturated fatty acid; fatty acid elongation, saturated fatty acid. The record is from RefSeq and is a predicted model, not a curated record. Gene Ontology annotation, molecular function: fatty acid elongase activity. Gene Ontology annotation, cellular component: endoplasmic reticulum membrane. NCBI's taxonomy places the organism in Eukaryota, Metazoa, Arthropoda, Insecta, Hymenoptera, Diprionidae. The coding region runs from base 593 to 1453 and encodes 286 amino acids. The transcript has 6 exons.
ACAAGUCCCAGUUCGUUUCCAACGCCAUAAGGUAGACGCCACAUGUUGCCUAUCGCCAAUAAAAGCGAAGCUUUCCGCACUUCGCAACAGAGUCACGGAUUAAACGGUCCUCGUACCGGCAUCCCUCAGCCGGGCCCCAGGAAUAAAGUUUAAAAAAAAAAAAAAAAAAAAAAAAACAUAGAAAACCAACCGAUCGCGCAACAUUAACGAUCCUUGGAACAAAGAGGAUCGUGGAUUCUGCAAAUAAGCUCGUAAAAUCGUCAGGGAAAUCGGUAAUCGGUCUGGUCACGAGGGUCGAUUACAGUCACCGAAUCGUCGGUAGAUCAGGAUCGGUAAAUAUAUCGGUAAAACCAGGGUGUUCUCGUUUGUGUUUGCCGGAAGCUGGUCAUCGUCGCUGGUGAAAAAUCGCCGACAACCCGCGUACUCUUGGGAGGAAUAAAAAAGUAAACAAAGAAGGGGAUAAGUAUUGAAAAUUUGAAAGUAUUAAACUCCUUCAUUUCCCGCUCGUUCAAAGUUUCACAAUGGAAUAAUCGGCCGUCUGCGACGGAUGAACUGAGGAAUCGCAUUCAUCGAUCUGGCAAUCUGAUUUCUAAUGAACACCAGCGACGAUACAAUCAGCGAGAUGUCGAACAUCUACAACAACUCGGUCGUGAGGUUUUACCAACGUUUGUUCUACGAAUGGGCUGAUGUGAGGACAAAGGAUUGGUUUCUGAUGGGGUCGCCGGUCCCAGGCGCCAGCAUAAUGUUCGGCUACCUUUACUUCGUUCUCUCCUGGGGCCCGAGGCACAUGGAACACCGAAAGCCGUAUCAGCUCAAGAAUGUUCUCAUUCUUUACAACUUGUUCCAAGUUAUCCUCAGCAUUUGGUUAUUUUGCGAGGGUCUCGACGCCGCCUGGCUAACUAAAUACAGCUGGAAGUGCGAGCCCGUAGAUUUUUCAAACUCACCAGAAGCGCUCCGGGUUGCUCGAGGCGUCUACAUUUACUUCCUUGCGAAAAUCUCCGAGCUCCUGGACACCGUCUUCUUCGUUUUGCGGAAGAAGGAUCGACAGAUAAGCUUCCUUCACAUGUAUCAUCACACCGUCAUGCCUCUCGUCGCUUGGGGAGCCACCAAGUAUUAUCCCGGCGGCCACGGGACCUUCAUAGGCAUCAUCAACACCUUCGUCCACAUCGUCAUGUACACCUACUACCUUCUGGCGGCGAUGCUGCCGCAAUAUCAGGCCUACUUGUGGUGGAAGAAAUACAUCACCACCUUACAAAUGGGCCAGUUCUGCAUCGCCUUCCUUCACAGCCUGCAGCUGCUGAUCUACGACUGCGACUAUCCGAGGUGGUCGCUGAUGAUCAUUCUCCCGAAUGUGACGUUCUUCUACUUACUGUUCGCGGACUUUUACAACAAGGCCUACGACAAGUCGAAGACAUCGGAAACUGUGGCGAGUGCGAAGCUUCGCGAGGAUUAAGAAAGUCGGAGGGUGACGAACGGCGGUAAAGUCCAGAAUGGAAAAACGACGAAGGCCUGAUCGAGUAUCGACCCAGUUUUUGGCCAUCCUUCAAAGGGAGACUGAAAACAUUUAUUUGGCGCAAUGAACGGCUUUCUCGAUUUCGAAAAAAAAUUGCCUUACACGUAGAUCCGGCUUUUUGUAUCCUACGAGGACGCCGAAUGGCUGGAUGAAAAAAAGACGGUUCAACUUAUAUCGAUUGGUUUUGGCUCAACAAGUAGCGCAUUUAGCGAUCGUAUUUGCGUACAUAGGUGGAUAAUCUAAAAAUCUAGUUGACACGUCGAAUAAUUCAACGAAAUUUAGCAUGCGAUUUGUAAACGAAGUUCGGACUGCGAUGAUAUUUGUACCAGGGCUUUGAUGCUGUUAUUAUUAAAAAAAUAAUGACAGAAUUACAGUUCUCAAAAUAUAUCGACGACUGGACGUUAUUGGUUCUAAUAUUCGGUUCACAAUUUUUUUUUCUUUUUUUUCUUCAAAGAAGCUGCGUUUACUGACUGAAUAUUCUCAGUUUGUUUUUCAUAAUAUUUUUCAUUUCUGUAGGAAUUUUUUAUCUCUAGAUUUUUAGAUUCGCAAACCGGAUCAGUAAUCUUCCAGUUUACAAGGCUGAAAUAGAAUCAGGCAAAAUUAGAAACGGUCCAAUCUUUCUAAAUAUAUCUUCCAACUAUCUCGAUAAAAGCUUCACUGACGAUGUUUCAAAGUGUGCAAUUAUUGCUCAAACAGAUCGUAUCUCAAAUACGUACAUAUAUACGACUCGGUCGCAGAAAAUGUAUUCGCGAAAUAAUUAUAAUUGAAUUUGUACAUAUAACAGGUUAUAUACGUUUAUCGUUGUUUACGAGUUUGUUAAGUUCUGCGCCAAGAAUAUGAUAGAAUAUAAUUUGAUGCGUCUGUCGCUUCCGAAAUAUAAGCGAGCAAAAAAUUUGAGAAGCUUGUAUAUAACACACAAAUUGUAAGAUUAAAUCGCGUUUAACGUACGUUGGAUGUAUAGAUUUAAAAUAUUUAACAUGUUAUUGCUGCCUGCAGAAUGAUUCAGCAAAGCGAUACGUCAUCGAUAUGUGAUGAAAUUAAUAAACGAGAAAAAUUUCGCAGACAGUUAGGUACCGUUGAACUUGACGACAAAAUUAGCGUACGUAGGCACUGUGUUUUUGUUUUUGUGUCUUUUUUUUUUUUUUUUUUCUUUCAAACGUCGAAUAUCGUAGGUACUCAUAGAUACUAGAAGGCACUCGGCGUGCAUUUUACAGCUUUAAAUAUCUUUACGGAAGAGUUGAUAUCUUUACAUAUUAUUAUACAUUAAUGUAGGCAUGUACCAUAUAAUAUAAUACGAUAAAUGUAUUAUACAUGAGAGUAAUAUAUAUAUAUAUAAACUAUAAAAUUAGCUGAUCAAUCGAUUAAUAAAUUCACGAUUCAGUCGCUAAUUAUUACGUAUCGUAUGCACGGUAGGGUGAUUCAAAAAAAUCAUUGUUUUUUUCGAAAAAAAUUGGUAGUGAAGAAACGAUUUGAAAUUACGAAAAAAUAAUUCCUGCACGCGGAAAAAUUUUUUACUCAAGAUUUCGAGGUAGCGCAAGUCAAUUUUAUGUAUUUAUUUAAGGUUUUUUUUUUUCGUAAAAUUUAGAUAAGACCAUAAUUGCCGGUGUAAAUAUGUAUUUUACGAAGAAACCACAAGAUACCUUUUUUGUAGAUUUAUUCUUAACAAAAAAGCUAUCUUGUUAAGUUUGACAUAAUCCAAUUUUUUCAAUUUACUCGCCGAGUCUGGAAAAAAUGCGUUCUUGAAAAAUAUCUCAUGAAAUACUGGAUUACGUCAAAUUUAACAAGAUAGCUUUUUUUGUUAAGAAUAAAUCGUCUACAAAAAAGGUAUCUCGUGGUUUCUUCGUAAAAUGUAUAUUUACACUGGCAAUUACGAUCUUAUCUAAAUUUUACGAAAAAAAAGCCUUAAAUAAAUACGUAAAAUCGACUUGCGCUACUUCUAAAUCUUGAGUAAAAAAAUAUUUCGCGUGGAGGCAUUAUUUUUUCGUCAUUUCGAAUCGUUUUUUCACUACCACUUUUUUUCGAAAAAUAUAAUGACUUCUUUUGAAUCAUCCUAAUACACAGUCAACCAUUUCUUAUCCGAUAAUUGGUGAACUGUAUUAAUUAGUCUUACUGUUGGUUCGGGUUGAAAAUACGAACGAAAUGAACAGAGAGAGAGAGAAGCUUUUCUAGCGACUGAAUUUAAGGACGGGUUCGAAUCUGCAAGACGUGCGAUUGUCUGUUUCGCGUUUACGUUAGCGUUAAAUUGUUAUAGUGUUAAAUUUUGUAUUAUACAAUGAUUGUACGCAUUGUGCGUGUAAUUAUCGGAUUUAAAUAAAACGUGUAUUGACGAAAAUUUUAAACGAUACGAUCAGUUUAUUCAUUCGAAUUUUAUGCUAGGUAUUAUAUUACACGUAUAUGACUUGAUUUAUAUAUUCCAUUAGAUUACUUCUUAGAAAUAUUAUUGCCAUCAAAUAAAUAGAUUAAGAUCAAACUUAACGAAUAAUUAACGAUACGCACAUCGGCUGAUACGAACAUUCGCAUCUGUUUCAUUUGAAUCACAUUUUUCAUUGCAGUAGUUGGAAUGCUCACGUUAUAAUUAUAGCGUUGCAAAGAUGUAAGAAGCGAUUUUCCUUUUCGUCUCUUAAAAUGACCUUGCUCGUUAUAAUUACCGUUCAGAUCUUGCCUACCGAUGAUCCUGACUUAUUAACCCCAAGUGAACACAUCGAAUGAUGAAUGAAAAAUAUUGAAAUCGAUUGGAAAUUGUAUUCAAACAAUUACAACGCUCUUUGAAUUUCUUACGCGCAUAACGUAUUCGACUUUUUACCCGAUUAUUGUUACAUUUAUAUACGCGGACGGCUUGACGUAUUAUGCAAUAAACUUACGACCUAGGCUUUGUACAAUCUAUUGAAUAGCGGACCGUGUCCAACGGCAUCGCGUGCCGCCC